CCUGUCCGGGACGAAAGCUGCUUAGCGGAGGCGACUCUCGGUUCUGCUGAGCCCGGCGGAGGUGACUCACGUCGGGGCGCGCAGGAGGAGAGCGAGGCCGUGCGUGCUGCAUCCGGGUGCAAACGCAGCGGCACUUGCCGGAUGGGAUCCAAAGCAGCCGUGAGAAGAGCAGAAAGCCCAAACAUGCACCUGGCCGCCUGGCUCGGUGCUUUGGGGGCCGCCCUGUUCUGUCUGCCCAGCCCAGUCUGGGGAGAGAAUGCAGGGAUCCGUGUGGAUAUCUCUGGGAAGUCUGUGACCCUCACCUGCCCCCUGGGGAACGCUAAAUGGGAGGAGAAAGUGGGGGGCGCGUUCAGGGCCAUCCUCAAGCACACCGACGUCGGACCCUAUGUCAUCACCGCGGAGAAGGAGCUGAAGGCCGUCGAGGAGGGGAAAUACUUUCGCUGCGCCGUCGGCGGCGGCGAGGCCAGGGCGAUUUUCCUGAAGGCCCGAGUGUGCGAAGGCUGCGUGGAGCUGGGCGUGGGGCUCGUGGGCGGCCUCGUGGCGGCUGACCUGCUCAUCACCCUGGGCACCUUGGUCCUGGUCUACUACUGCAGCAAGAAGCGCGCGGCUGGCUUCGGCGGGGGGCUGGCCAAGGGAGGCCCCCGCGGCAGGCCCCGAGGCCCAAAAGUGGACCGUCCCCCACCGGUCCCAAACCCAGACUACGAGCCCAUCCGGAAAGGCCAGCGUGAGGUGUAUGCUGGGCUGGAGCCCAGGGCCUUCUGAGCCACGGACACGGGCAGAUGCUGGUGGAGAAGCGCCACGAGGAAACUUCUUCUCUGCUGACGGGCAAAGGGCUCAUCGGAUGCGUUCACCCCCUUGGGCAUCGGCAGCUUCCCCUCCAGGAGGGAGGUGUUGCCCCUCCCCUAUCUCUGUUUUCCACAGUCUAGCAAAAAACUGCUCCUUGGCAUCUCUGCAUCCCUGUGACCACCCUGGGGUGCCUCCGGAGGGCCGGCCUUUCCCAGCCCCUCGCAUGGCCCAGAAGAAGACGCGCCUCCAUCUCAGAGCCCUCAGAGCCGUGGCUGGAGCUCCUUCAGCCUGCCCUGGAGACGGGGGUGCUGCCGGGGGCAAAGAGGUCUCCCCAGGGCCCUUUCUCACACCUGGACAGAUCACGGGAGGGGGGGAAGCUGCAGAGGGACAGGACAAGCGGCCCUCCCCUGCCCCUUUGCAGUCACAGAGGGAGGGGGCACCAAAUCCGCACCUGGUCUGGUUCUCUUGAAUCCACAGCCCCCUGCCCAGACCUGAGUGGGACCUGAUUGCUGGGAGGUGUGGUGGGGGAAGCUGGAUGGGGGAGUUUGGCCCAGUUCUGGAGCUGUUGACUCAGGGCUGACGGCAAAGGGGCUCACCUAAGGAGUCCCCCCCCCCCCGUCAUUCAUUCAUCAGCCUUUAAGGCUACUUGCAGCCAAGCCCACCUACAAGGUUCCUGCAACUCAGCGAUGACCAGCGCCGGCCUGGUUAACCCAGCUGAGUGUGCUGCCCAUGGCUGUCCAGCCCUCUGCGCUCUCUUGCUGCUCCUCCUACCUUUCGGCACCCCAGGGCGCAACUGGGCUCUGCCCCUCGUCACAGCAAUGGCUCUGCUCUUUUUGAAAAAGACCGGCAUUCGGGUGCCAUUUCUGUUGUACUUGCAAGGAAUCCUAAUAAAGCCCCUCCUGGCCCAGCAUGCUCCA
Messenger RNA from Elgaria multicarinata webbii, 1703 nucleotides. RefSeq names its product T-cell surface glycoprotein CD3 epsilon chain. The transcript is spliced from 7 exons. Gene Ontology annotation, biological process: positive thymic T cell selection; cell surface receptor signaling pathway. The record is from RefSeq and is a predicted model, not a curated record. The coding region runs from base 142 to 762 and encodes 206 amino acids. Gene Ontology annotation, cellular component: external side of plasma membrane; membrane; alpha-beta T cell receptor complex. NCBI's taxonomy places the organism in Eukaryota, Metazoa, Chordata, Lepidosauria, Squamata, Anguidae. Gene Ontology annotation, molecular function: transmembrane signaling receptor activity.